AUGAUCCAACUCGCUGAAGAAUUUGCUGACUCUCGACUUAGAUGCAACUCAGUACUGCGGGAUAUCAAUGACCCUCCACUUACUAGAUGCGACUCUUCAGAGCGGGCCACUUAUAUUCCUUCAAUUCCUUCACUCACACAAGCACCUACUAGCAUCAUGGAACUCGUCUCUCAGUUUACCGAAGAUGCUGUUGCCAAGGAGGACCGUGUCUGUGGUCGACCUGCUUGCCGCAGCACAAUACUCAAAGGCGCUCCAUGCUAUUAUGUUGCCACCAUUGUGCCUGGCCAACCUGGUCGCUUCGUUUGUGAAGCAUGUUACUUGCGAUACUCACAGAAGCUUUCAACUUCGGUCCGACCCUCUUCAGUCCGCCCUUCUUCCGCACAAUCACAGUUACUUCCAAAUCCUCAUAUCAUACGCCAGACCGUGAAUGCAGCACAACGCAAGUCAACUAUCAAUCCACCCCGUGUAGUACCCUUCUUGUCUCAGCCCUCCAGUAGCACUGCGCACAUAGGCCGCAUUUCAGGCCCAGAUAUCGCUGUGCCUCUAUCAUGGCAACAAUCGCCGGCUAGUUCCAACCCGAACAUGGUAUCUGGUGCUGCAGGGUAUUCUGUGCACCAUGCUCAGUAUGGUCUGGAGCGUGAACGAUGGGCUAAAUUGGCAUAUGCUCCGCCCCCUGCAGAGACCAUCACAUUAGAGAUAUCAGCUGUAUACGAGGGAAAUUCACGGAAGAAAAGUGGGCGCGGCAUUAACUUUGGGAAUAUUUGUGAAGGAAAGAAGGACAUCGAUGCUCGCUUGGACGCCCCUGGGCUUAUACAAAUCGCUUUAGAUACUAUUCUACCGAAAAUCCUCACAUUUGGAAGGGGAUUUCCUUGGCGCACAGAAGAAUUUGUUGUCCGGGAUGCUACCUGGGUUGACCUAUCCGGACAUUUGCCUGCCAUUCCGUACUUCUUAGCUCAGUGCUUAGUCCAAUCUCGACGCGGACCAAAGACGACAACUUUCAAGACCAAGCAAUUCUUACUCAUGGUUGUUGUGCCUGCAGCGCAGUGGAGUGAGUAUGAGGCAUGGCUGGAUAAAACUAAGAAAGAAGAAAAUAUCUUGCGUGAACAGCUCCAACGACACAGAUCUAUCAUUACUGUUACUGAAGAACGAGACCCUCGAACUUCCGGCACCAACUCAGAUGACCCAUGGGCCGCACAACAAGAGGAUGAAGACCCAUUUGGUCUUGACUUCGAAGGACCAGAUGCCUUAUCUACUGUGGGACGUAAUUCCACUGUUACUGACAGCUCAGCACAUAAUCCGACACGUCCAUCAGCAAAGCGGGCUCAUGUUCGCAGAGAGAGCGACUCCACAAAUAGUACUGUGUCACCUCCUCGCAAGAAGCCAGCACCUGGUGUAUUCCACCUUCCUGACCGUAAUGAUUUGAAAGAGGCCUUGAAAAGUGGAGGUAGUGUAGAUGCUUUUAUGACUUCCGCAAUGAGGACAUUCAAUUCCAUCCAACCUGUGCGCCCACUAGCCGAUAUCUUGAAGACUCCUCAGUAUCGUUCAUUCAAACCCAACAUCUCAAAUUCGUCUAUCGGACAACUCACUAUCGAUGUCCCCAUUCGCAGCAUGAUCGGUAUCGGUGCCUUUAAGACAGCUCAUCCAGGGUGGCUCACGCUAUCUCCCCUAUCCUCCAGUGGCCUUGGGUCGCGUGCUCAGCAGGAUGUUGUCAUCCUCAAGAUUUCACGUUACGCACUACCAGAUGAGCAUGAAAAACUCCUCAAUGAAUGUAACUUGUUGUACUGGGCAAAAUCUCUCCUUGACUUCACUUACGAAUACAUCGAUCACUGUAUCAAUGCCGCACCAACUCUGCCAUCUUUUCCAAUACCCCGUGUGCGUUUCGUGGAAGCGGGCAUUGCUUUGGCGUUUUCUCGACACUCGUCAAACACUCAGGGCACCUCCGAACAAGCUCCCAUGGCAGACAUUAAGGCGGGGAUGUUUUCGGCGGUUUAUCUCCUUGAGGAGUGGGUGACGUCUGGUACUCCUAAUGAUCAGACAUUCGUGAAGUUCAUCCACAACAAGGACUACGGACCUUCACUUGAUGAGGAUGAAUACGGCUAUGACCUAGCCGUCUUUCUCUCGUUUACUCAGCACAUCCAGUAUGAAAAGACAGAGGGUCUGGCGUUCAUUUCUGAUUAUCAAGGCAGCACCGAGCUUCUGACUGAUCCUCAGAUUUUGACCCACCGCUCAGUCAAUGAAGGAAUUGAUCUUUUCGGUGACGGGAACAUUGCAAGUGUGGUGGACGACUUUAAGGCAAGGCACCUCUUCAUCAAUGGAAAGAAUCUGAAAGUCCCCUCCGAGCGCAUUCCCGCUGGCAUUUACGUAUCCAUCAAAGUCGACUCAUGUGGACGCUGGAAAUCGGCCGUCAGCGUAUUGUCAUCUGACGAAUCUGUAGCAUGGGGGAAUACCGUGACUCUAUCAUCGCAUGCCUCACCUGCAUUAUCAGUGGAGAUCUGGGCGUCUCAUGAGGUUGGUCGAAUGCUAGGAAGUGGAGAGGUCAUCGGGAAACUUCAAAUGUCGUGGGAUGAGCUACUGGAUCAUGGAGAUGAACCUUUUGUUUUGUCCUUCCCACCCGUUCGUGGUGUCCAGCCUUCCCUCACGUUGAAGGCCGUCGUCGUACAUACUUUCGACAAUCAGGACGGUGCACUGUCUGACUCCCUCGUAGACUGCAAGAUUACUCGAGACGCAGAUGCGGGCCACGCAGGACUUGCCAAAUACGUGACGUGCAAGAGGGUCUCUCACCUGAACGAUGCUGUGCAGCAUUUUCAGUUGGUUCUGGACCAGUGUCCGGUCGGCCAUCCUGACCGCGCAGCAGCCCUCACCAACCUUGCAUAUGCACGCCUUCGAGGAUAUAUUUACAAGGAUCUUCAAGACAUUGACACCUCCACUUCCCUCUUUCGCGAAGCCCUUGCAUUACAGGGCACCUACCUCAGGAGCAUCGCGGCAGGGGCUAAUGGUAUCGACUAUGUGAUCGGCGGAUGCAACAAACUUCCAGUAGACGCGUCCGAUGAGGGCAUCCACCUUCGACGAAUCAUCCUCGAGCUUUGUCCCCUUGGCCAUCAACUGCGUCCCAGUGCCCUUCACUGGCUUGCACAGGCGGUAGAAGCCCGCUUCCAACAGUGUAGCAGCAUCGAUGACAUACAUGAGACCAUACAACUUCGUCGCGAAGCUAUGUCUCUGCGCCCCGAGGGUCAUCAUCACCGUGGUAGCUACCUGAACAACUUGGCCUUGUCACUCGCGUUUCGCUUCAAUCACCAAGGCAAAUCUAAUGACCUCAAUGAGGCCAUCUUGUUGCACGAAGAAGCGCUGCACCUCCGCCCUGUUGGGCAUCAAUCUCGUGAUUUUUCAUUGGAUAACCUGGGGGGCGCUCUCAUCACCCGUUUCAACAAACGCGGCGACAAUGAUGACAUCAUCCGAGCUGUUAGCCUCCUUCGCGAAGCACUGUCAUUGCGCCCACACGGACAUCCACGUCGUGAUACCACACUUAGCAACCUUGCUGCUGCGCUCAACGCCAAAUAUGAUAAAUUGCAUGUCAGCGAGGAUCUUAACGAGGCCAUCGAUAAAUAUCGCGAAUCCCUUCGGAUAAAGCGGCAUGACCAUCCCGAGCGCCAUAGAACUCUUCGCAACUUGAGCUCGGCACUCUGUUCUCGUUUUAAGCAAACUGGAGAGAAUGAGGAUGUCGAGGAGGCCAUUAAUCUCUGCCAAGAAUCACUGGAGGCUUUGCCUUCACUGCACCCAGACAGGUAUUUCGGCUACAUGCGGCUGCAGGUGGCCUAUUUGUCUCGUUACCGAGUGCAACUCGACCCUCUUGAUUUGUCACUCGCUGUAGAUAACUUUAGACUGGCGUCGCGGCAUCCCACUCAAGGAUUCCCAGAACGCCUCAUUCAGGUAUAUAAUUGGAUUGUUGCAGCAGAGAGGCACAGUCAUGCAUCUGCGCUAGAAGCCUACGUGACAUUUCUGGAGCUUCUUGAUGGUCAUUUGGCGACACGAUCAUCCACCAUUUCACGGCGUGAAGCUGCCGCUGCCUUCCAUUAUGCCAGAUCACUGCCUGUAGAUGCUGCAGCAUAUACCGCACGCCAUGACAAUCUACGACUCGCAGUGGAACUCUGGAGACCUCGAGUCGGCAAAUCCGACACUGGCGCACAACUAUUUAGAGCUGAGGCAGGCGCGUUUCCGAUGCCGGUCCAGAGUUCUGCAACCAUCACCGACAGAGCUGCUGCUGAUCGGGCAGCAACCGAGUAUAGGAGACUUACAAAAGAAUGGGACGCCGCAGUAGCUGAAAUCCGUAAUCUUCAAGCGUUCUCGCGAUUCCUGCUCCCGCCGUUGUACGAAGACUUGCGAGCGGCAGCACGCAAGGGCCCUGUCAUCAUCUUUGUUGCCAACAAAUACUUGUGCAGCGCCAUCAUUGUCACAACAUCAGGAGAGCCCCAUCUUGUUCCCUUACCAUCUGUCGGUCUCGUAGAGCUGAAACAAUCUCAAGAAUCGCCGCGGAAUGAUCUAAUAGUGCUCUUGCGGGCAGUGUGGAACGAGAUCAUGUUACCCGUCGUCAACGUCCUCCAGCAGGACCUGAAAUUAAAAUCCCACUCUCGCAAUCUGGCUGUGUCCAACUGCAGCAUUCAUAGUCUAUUCCUCUCCACGCAGCUCACCCGUUUCGAACGAACGCAGAUCGCUCAAGGAGCCAUGCCUGGAGGAUCUCUAUAUCUGCUCUUACACGCCGACACUUUCGGCUCUGGUCAACCGGUGGCAGGGAAAUGCAAGGCGCUCUUGGAUAUCGACAACGAGCUUAAGCUUGUCCAUGAGCUUGUGCCCGCGACCACUAACCAAGGCACUGUUUCUGGAGACGCAGCCACGCGGCAGGUGCACUCAAAGCUUUGGAAGAGAACACCUGGGUGCACCCUCGCUUGCCAUGCCAAGCAGGACCCUAUGCAGCCUUACAAUUCCCAUUUUUUUAUGAGAGAUCGACUUCUAACCCUGCUGGAUAUUAUGGAGAAAAAUAUUCCAGACGCUGAGUUCGCAUUCUUAUCCGCGUGUCAUAACCGCUUUUCGGGGUUCAAGAGCGUCGUUGGCACGUUGUGGGAGGUCGACGACGCUGUCGCAAAACACGUUGUCAAAGCGUUCUACGAGAAUAUGUUCAAAGAUUCCGAAGGAUGGCAGUGUGGAUGGACUGUACGAAGGCGGCCUGGGCAACUCAACCGUGCUACACACGCCUCCCUGCUGCAUGCUUUCAUCUGAUACGGUUUCACGGGUUAUUGUAUUGCAUUAUCUUUUCGUCUCCCUUGUACAUGAGUGAUAGCAAUUACUGAAUUAACUUGUUACGUCUGCCACGUAUUCUAUGCUAUGUUGUUUUCGCGUUCGCUUUCGUUUUUUGUCUUUCUAGGAGUUUUCAACAAACUCAUUCGUUGCUCGACGGCACGUUGCCUUUGAAUGUGUCGUUUUUGCGGGACUCGGCCAGGCCCUUCAAC
Suillus subalutaceus is the source of this 5501-nucleotide messenger RNA. RefSeq lists its product as uncharacterized. Gene Ontology annotation, biological process: protein phosphorylation. The transcript is spliced from 19 exons. Lineage: Eukaryota; Fungi; Basidiomycota; Agaricomycetes; Boletales; Suillaceae. The record is from RefSeq and is a predicted model, not a curated record. Bases 1 to 5271 code for a protein of 1756 amino acids. Gene Ontology annotation, molecular function: protein binding; ATP binding; protein serine/threonine kinase activity.